AUGGCAACGGUGCAGGAGCUGGGCCUGAAAUGCCUGCGCUUCAACCCUGACGCCACCAUCUGGACGGCCAAACAGCAGGUGCUCUGCGCCCUGAGCGAGAGCCUGCAGGACGUGCUCAACUACGGCCUCUUCCAGCCCGCCACCUCGGGCCGCGACGCCAACUUCCUGGAGGAGGAGCGGCUGCUGCGGGAGUACCCCCAGUCCUUCGAGAAGGGGGUGCCCUACCUGGAGUUCCGGUACAAGACCCGCGUUUACAAACAGACCAACCUGGACGAGAAGCAGCUGGCCAAGCUGCACACAAAGACCGGACUGAAGAAGUUUCUGGAAUACGUGCAGCUCGGAACGUCUGACAAGGUGGCGCGGCUGCUGGACAAGGGGCUGGACCCCAAUUACCACGACUCGGAUUCAGGAGAGACCCCGCUGACGCUGGCUGCCCAGACGGAAGGCUCCGUAGACGUGAUUCGAACCCUGUGCCUGGGCGGGGCCCACAUCGACUUCCGAGCCCGGGAUGGCAUGACAGCCCUGCACAAGGCCGCGUGUGCCCGGCACUGCCUGGCUCUCACGGCCCUCCUGGAUCUCGGGGGCUCCCCCAACUACAAGGACCGCCGGGGGCUGACCCCUCUGUUCCACACGGCGAUGGUGGGGGGCGACCCCCGCUGUUGCGAGCUGCUGCUGUACAACCGGGCCCAGCUGGGUGUGGCUGAUGAGAACGGCUGGCAGGAGAUCCCCCAGGCCUGCCAGCGGGGUCACUCUCAGCACCUGGAGCACCUGCUCUUCUAUGGCGCUGAGCCCGGAGCCCAGAACGCCUCGGGGAACACAGCGCUGCACAUCUGCGCCCUCUACAACAAGGAGACCUGUGCUAGGAUCCUCCUCUAUCGCGGGGCCAGCAAGGACGUGAAGAAUAACAACGGACAGACCGCCUUCCAGGUGGCAGUGAUUGCCGGGAAUUUUGAACUGGGGGAGCUGAUUCGAAACCAUCGAGAGCAGGACGUGGUCUUGGUGUAUCUGGACGAGGACGCUCUAACCAGACGAGCUCCGGGCCAGGGCCUGGGGCUGCUCCCCGUCCUGGGGGCGGGAACCCUGGGAAGGUUGCGCAUCGUUGCGCUGGGGCAGGGACUCCAUGGACACGAAGAAACGUUUCCAUUUCCUGCUCCCCGCCCAGUGCUCAGCAUCGGGGAAGGAGGCUUCUGGGAAGGCCAGGUCAAAGGUCGCGUCGGCUGGUUCCCCUCCGACUGCCUGGAAGAGGUGGCCAACCGCUCCCAGGAGGGAAAGCAAGAGAGCCGCAGUGACAAAGCCAAGAGGCUGUUCCGGCAUUAUACCGUGGGCUCCUACGACAGCUUUGAUGCCCCCAGACUGUAUUGGGGUGCUCGGUAUGUCGCCUGUGGCGGGGGGCUGCGUGCCCCCUCCCGGGGCCUCUCUCACCGCGGGGUCCCUGCCCUGGAAGUGGGCUCGCACUCCUCCCUCACCUCCUGGGCGCGCUUGGGGGGGGUGUCUGUGCCACAGGUGAAUGGGCAGAAUGUGGUGAAGGUGGGCCACCGCCAGGUGGUGAACAUGAUCCGCCAGGGGGGCAACACGCUGAUGGUGAAGGUGGUGAUGGUCACCCGGCACCCGGACAUGGACGAGGCCGUCCACAAGAAAGCACCCCAGCAGGCUAAGCGGCUCCCGCCCCCAGCCAUCUCCCUGCGUUCCAAGUCCAUGACCUCAGAGCUGGAGGAGAUGGGUGAGCCUGCGGGGCUGCCAGGCCCCAGCGUGAGGGCGAGGGCAGAGGGGGCGGGCGUCCUCGAGUCUGUUAACAAACUGGACGAAAUUCUGGCGGCAGCUCAGCAGACCAUCAGUGCAAGCGAGAGCCCGGGGCCCGGGGGCCUGGCCUCCCUGGGCAAACACCGGCCCAAGGGCUUCUUUGCCACCGAGUCGAGCUUCGAUCCCCACCACCGCUCGCAGCCGAGCUAUGAACGGCCUUCCUACCUGCCUCCAGGACCUGGGCUUAUGCUCCGGCAGAAAUCUAUUGGGGCCGCCGAAGACGACCGGCCUUACCUAGCGCCCCCGAGCAUGAAGUUCAGCCGCAGCCUGUUCGUGCCUGGUUGGGCCCGGGGAGGCAGCGGGAGCGACAGCCACCACGGGGGAGCCAGCUACGUCCCCGAGAGGACCUCGUCCCUGCAGCGGCAGAGCCCGGGGAUGUCCGGGGGCCUCGGGGGAGCCUUGUCCGGGGCCUCCCGCUCCCUCUCACCGACCCGCCUGCUUUCGCUGCCCCCGGACAAGCCUUUCGGGGCCAAGCCUCUGGGGUUCUGGACCAAGUUCGACGUGGCUGAUUGGCUGGAGUGGCUGGGCUUGGCCGAGCACCGAGCCCGCUUCCUGGACCACGAGAUCGAUGGCUCGCACCUGCCCGCCCUGACCAAGGAGGACUACGUGGACCUGGGCGUGACCCGGGUGGGCCACCGCAUGAACAUCGACCGGGCUCUCAAAUUUUUCCUGGAGAGGUGAUGGCUGGCUUGGACGGACCAGCCCGUCCACAGAACCCUGGAGCUCGCCGGCCUCUGGACCUCUGACCCUUGACCCUUAUUCUCUCCCUGGGCCGGGGACCAUGCUACACCUGUGCCCUGCUGUCAUCUCCGGAGGCUGGAGGUCACCGGCGUGGCCCGAUUCCAGCCAGACAUUUGCACCUCACAGGAGGGGGCAGCUAAUGGAGAUUGUGUGUGCAGCUGGGAGCCGAGGGGGUGGGCGCGGGAGAAAUCAGGGGGGAUGGAGGAGGAGGAGGGAAGGGUCGAUUCUGGGGAGGGGGGACUGACAGAGCCAUAGAGGGCCAGCCCCGAGCCUGACUGGGUGCGGGGGGUCGUUCCCCAGGCCGCAGGGGAAGGGGGUGCCCUCAGAUUCCACCACCUGCCACCCCUCUAACAACCCUUUCCCCCCCUUCUCCAGGCCCCUCCGUUCUCCCCGCCUCCCCUCUCCCUAGCACACACACAGCGGCCCCCCCCAGCCUCUUGCACGCUCCUUUGCACGCCUGCUUGCCUCUCCCCCCUCCCCGGGCUACAAUUUUGCACAAAGUUGCCCCCUCGCUGUCCUGC
Myotis davidii is the source of this 3062-nucleotide messenger RNA. RefSeq names its product SH3 and multiple ankyrin repeat domains 1 (gene SHANK1). Lineage: Eukaryota; Metazoa; Chordata; Mammalia; Chiroptera; Vespertilionidae. The record is from RefSeq and is a predicted model, not a curated record. Gene Ontology annotation, molecular function: synaptic receptor adaptor activity; ionotropic glutamate receptor binding. Bases 1 to 2481 code for a protein of 826 amino acids. The transcript has 19 exons. Gene Ontology annotation, cellular component: dendritic spine; postsynaptic density; postsynaptic membrane.